This is a messenger RNA of Ziziphus jujuba (common jujube), 1270 nucleotides long. RefSeq lists its product as uncharacterized. NCBI's taxonomy places the organism in Eukaryota, Viridiplantae, Streptophyta, Magnoliopsida, Rosales, Rhamnaceae. The transcript has 5 exons. The coding region runs from base 353 to 889 and encodes 178 amino acids. The record is from RefSeq and is a predicted model, not a curated record.
ACCGAGAAAGCACCUUCGGGAACAUUCCGGAACACACCGAGAUAGAGAGAAAGAGAGAUAUUUUUGCUCUUUCUUUAUAACAUUCUUUCUACUUUUAUAGUUAUCAGAAACCGCCAUUGCCUUGUGGGAAUAUUAUAUAAAUGCAUCAUUAACCCAACUCUCAUUUUCACUCCAAUGUCCUCUCAGCAAUAUUUGUAGCUUGGAAUUGGAUUCUUUGAAGCAAAAGAAGUAGUGGGUUUUGAUGCUUUAAGUGGAGGUAGGACUCGAAACGCAUUUUGGCUUUUGGGAAUUUGGGAGUAGUGGGUAGUUGCCAAUUUGCUGCAUUGAGUGAGAUUAUUAAUUGUUGAAGGAGAUGGAAGCUUAUAAUUAUAAGGGGUCACCAUCAUAUUACUCUGUUCUUGGAGUUAAUUCUGAUUCUUCUAGCGAAGAUAUAAGGCGGGCUUAUCGCAAGCUUGCUAUGCAAUGGCAUCCAGACAGGUGGACAAGAGCUCCUUCUCUGUUGGGUGAAGCAAAGCGAAAAUUCCAGCAAAUACAAGAAGCUUAUUCAGUUCUAUCGGAUCAGAGGAAGCGAACUGCGUAUGAUGCAGGCUUAUACGACCCUAAAGAUGGAGAUGACGAGGGCUUUUCUGAUUUUUUGCAAGAAAUGGUCUCUCUCAUGGCCCAAGCUAGAAAUGAGGAAAAGAAUUACACGUUGGAGGACUUGCAGGCGAUGCUGAUGGAGAUGGCUGAAGGAUUCGAUUCUCCUUCGUUGUUUAGCGGACAGUCGGUUUUUGAAGAUUCCAGAUGCUCAAAGAGGACGCGUUUUGAAGCUAAUCCUAUGGUGGAUAGAGGCUCACGUUUCCACAUGUCAAGCUUUGGAUUGUACGGAACGAGUGGUUUCUGCAACUGAGCGGUCAACUUUAUACAUACCAUUCAAAAAUUGUGAACCAAGGGAACGACCAGGGAGCAAUUUUUGCUGGCUGAGACUUUUUUUUUUUGGUUUCUGGGACUUACAUUCACUUUGGGAAUGUGAUUUUUUUCUUGUAACCCAGUUAUGAAGAUGUUAAUAGCCUUCCCAAAUGUCCCUCUCACUAGUUGUUUCUCACCAAGAAAAAGGAACAAAAAUUUGUCACCCUGAAAUGAAAUGUUUGGUGGGUUGUCACAUGGAAAAGUUGUGUAUGAAAAUGAUGAGGGUGAUAUAGCACCGAAUGUGUCACCUUUUUGUGUAUAUGGAGAUUACUAUUGGAUGAAAAACAACUUUGGGGUUUAGUUUGAUGGUUUUGUUUUUGUA